AUGAAUCUACGUUCUGUAUUUACUGUAGAACAACAAAGGAUUUUACAGCGUUAUUAUGAAAAUGGAAUGACAAAUCAAAGUAAAAAUUGCUUUCAGCUCAUAUUACAGUGUGCACAGGAGACUAAGCUGGACUUCAGUGUAGUCAGGACGUGGGUUGGCAAUAAGCGAAGAAAAAUGAGUAGUAAAAACUCUGAAUCAGGAACAGCAGGAACUGUUUCUGGUACCCCAUUGGCAGCUCCAGACAUUACAGUCAGAAAUGUGGUUAAUAUUGCCCGGCCUUCAAGCCAGCAAUCUUCUUGGACUUCUACCAAUAAUGAUGUCAUUUUAACUGGUAUAUACAGUCCAGCAAGCUCAUCGAGUAAGCAAGGGACAACAAAGAAUACAAAUACACAAAUUACAGAAGCACAUAAAACUCCUCUUCAGAAACCAGCCAGUAAAAAUGACACUGAAUUUCAAUUGCACAUUCCUGUUCAAAGACAAGUAGCACACUGCAAAAAUGCUUCUGUGCUCCUAGGGGAAAAGACAAUUAUUUUGUCAAGACAGACAAGCGUACUAAAUGCUGGAAACUCAGUGUACAACCACACAAAGAAAAACUAUGGAAGCUCUGCGGUGCAAGCUUCUGAAAUGACAGUACCUCAAAAGCCAUCUGUGUGCCACCGACCUUGCAAAAUUGAACCAGUUGGCAUUCAAAGGUCAUAUAAACCUGAACAUGCAGGUCUGGCAUCACAUAACUUAUGUGGGCAAAAGCCAACUGUUAGAGACCCUUAUUGUAGAACACAAAACUUGGAAAUUCGUGAAGUGUUUUCAUUGGCAGUCAGUGAUUACCCUCAGAGAAUUCUGGGAGGAAAUACAACACAGAAGCCUGGUUCGGCAGAAGGAACUUGUUUGUCCAUUGCGAUGGAGACUGGCGAUGCAGAGGAUGAGUAUGCUAGAGAAGAAGAGUUGGCAUCAAUGGGAGCACAGAUAACAAGCUACUCAAGAUUUUAUGAAAGUGGCAAUUCUCUUCGAGCUGAGAACCAAAGUACAAGUUUGCCUGGACCAGGAAGAAACCUGCCAAAUUCACAAAUAGUGAAUAUUAGAGAUUUGUCAGACAAUGUACUAUAUCAAAAUAGAGACUACCAUUUGACACCACGGACCUCAUUGCAUACAGCACCUAGUACUAUGUACAGUAAUACUAAUCCAUCCCGGAGUAAUUUUUCUCCACAUUUUGUAUCAUCAAACCAAUUGAGGUUAUCACAAAACCAAAAUAACUACCAGAUUUCAGGAACCCUUACUGUGCCUUGGAUUACAGGGUGUUCUAGGAAAAGAGCACUCCAGGACCGUACUCAGUUCAGUGACAGAGACUUGGCUACCCUUAAGAAGUACUGGGACAAUGGUAUGACCAGCCUGGGCUCUGUAUGUAGAGAGAAGAUUGAAGCUGUUGCGACUGAAUUAAAUGUUGACUGCGAAAUAGUUCGGACUUGGAUUGGGAAUCGAAGAAGAAAAUAUCGUUUAAUGGGAAUUGAAGUUCCACCUCCAAGAGGAGGCCCUGCUGAUUUUUCUGAGCAGCCUGAGUCUGGUUCUUUGUCUGCACUCACACCAGGAGAGGAAGCUGGGCAUGAAGUAGGAGAGGAUAAUGACAGAAAUGAUGAAGUGUCCAUCUGUUUGUCCGAAGCAAGCUCUCAAGAGGAGCCCAGUGACAUCAUCCCUGAUGAGACCAGGACGCAGAAGGAUGAAGAGCACCAGGCAGUAUCUGCAGAUAAUGUGAAAAUAGAAAUUAUCGAUGAUGAAGAAAGUGACAUGAUAAGCAAUUCCGAGGUAGAACAAGUGAAUUCUCUCCUGGAUUAUAAGAAUGAAGAAGUCAGAUUCAUUGAAAAUGAGCUUGAGAUUCAAAAACAAAAGUACUUUAAGCUUCAGACUUUUGUUAGAAACCUGAUUCUGGCUAUGAAAACUGAUGAUAAGGAACAACAGCAGGCACUGCUGUCAGAUUUACCUCCUGAAUUAGAAGAGAUGGAUUUCAGUCACGCCUCACCGGAUCCUGAUGAUACCUCAUACAGUGUGUCUUCGUUAUCAGAGAAAAAUGCCUCGGACAGUUUGUGAUUGGGGGUGGGGGAUAUGAUGUAUUCUGUUGGUUGCCUAACAGGUGUGCAUUUCAAGAUAACUAUAUUUUUCCCCAAUAAUCUUCAACUGGAAAAACACAUUGUUAAAACAGGCAUAUUCUGUGAAGGAAGGACAAGAAAUAAUGGCUACAAUAAAAAUGCAUGUCAAAUGUAAAAAUACUUGAAAUGUGUUUUUAAAACUUCUACAAAAUCCUAGAAAAAAUAUAUUUAAUUUUAAGCAAUUCAGCCAUGAAAUCUAUUAUAUCUGAUUUUCGAAAGAUUUUUUGCUUAUUCUUUAAGAAGAAUCUUAGUAGUAGUUUCAACCAGAGACAUAAAAAUAAUCAUAUUUCAACAUUACUGGGUUGCUAAAGCUUUAUUAGUCUUACUUUUGUAGCCAUUGCAGUUUCCUUCUCCUCUCAUUUUCUUAUCAUCCAUAUACAUUUGUACUCAGGAAAGUGGGCUGAAAAUUAAAAAACAAAACCUAAAUGUAUGUUUAACCUAGAUGAAUUCUGGGAUUUAUUUUCAACUCCUAUGAGAAUUUGACCUAAGAUAAUGGUUAGAAAUUGAAGCAAUUUCUAGAAUGUAAUUUGAGUUUUUGGUAUUCUUCUGUCUAACCCUAAAACUGGGGAGAGUGGAAAAUACUCUGGAAAGUAAAUUCACCAACAAAAGCCAAAACAUUUAAGUAUACCAAAACGGUAUUUUAUAAAAGACAGUUUUAAUCUCAAUUCUUGCAUACUGAAAAUGAUCAGUAUUAAUGAUUUGCAAUCUACUAUAUAGUAAAUUUAUGUAAGUCAGUUAGAGAAAAUAUUGCACAAAUACUUCAAGCUUACCAAUAAUUUCAUAAUAUUCUUUCACAGCAUGAAUUUUGUGAAGCAGGAAAUCAAAGUAUGCCACUGAUAUUGGUUUUCUUUUGUAUUCUAGUCACACAACUUUGCCACAAAAUUUACCUCACUUCCAUAUGAGGCCUGUACAGAGCCAUCAGCCAACAACAAUAUCAAAAAGAGUUAUACUACUUUGAUUGUAAAUUAAAGCCCUCUGAAUUUCCUGGAUGCUAUUCUAUGAACACCCAGUUGUUACUGUUAGUAGGAACCAGAUGGUAGCACACUAUAGACAUCUCUUUGCAGAUCUUUCCUUCCAGAAUACCAGAUGGGAAUACUAAGAUUCGUAAAUAGGAAAAUACUAGUUUCUCCCUAAGCUCACUGUCAUAUAUUUGUGACCUGGUUUGUGGAACUAAAUUACAUGAUUGAAUUAUUAUCUAAUCCUGAAAGAUGAGUGAAGCAGCUAGAUAACUGUUCUAGUUGUCAAGCUUUAGAUGUUUUUAAGUUUUGUAACUGUGACUAAUUCUGAUCUCAGUAUUCGCUGAUACCAAUUUAGGAAUGCAGAAAGGCAGUCACAAAUGCCUUUAAUUUAGAAAUGUCCCUUCUCCCCAAUAUGUACAAGUAAAGUUCAUUGAUGGUCGUUCAGUUUAUCAACUAUUUGAUUUCACAUUGCUUCCACACAGCUUCCAUGGCUUCUUUGUCAGCAGAAAUAUCUCAGUAGUCAGCUACAUGCCCUUUAGCUGAUGGUCAUGUGGUUCUUUGCAAACAACUUUUGGUAUUCCUUGCUGACAAAUCAAAUUCCAUUCAGGGAAAAGACCAUUGAGCAACAGAACCUCAAACAUUCUGGUUAAGUUUUUCAGUCACAUAAGUUAAUCCAGGAGAUAAAGAGUCCGCCCCCCCCCCCCCCCCCGUAUACAAAAAAAUACAGAAACCAUUAUUUUGUGAUAUGGAGGAUUUAGACAAGGUCUCCUGUAGCCCAGGCCAGCCUUUAAUUCCCAAUGUAGCUGAGGAUGCUUUGAAUCCUGCUGCUCCUGCUUCCGUUUCUGAAACUCUAGGAUGACAGCUAUAUUUCACCAUUAGAUUCUUUUCAGUUUCUUUUAGCUUCACCAUUCUAUUUCUUUUCAUAUGAACAAAUUUCUGGGGUUGGAUGUGCUAUGGUUAUACUCCAUGAGUUCCUAUUGUGAGCAAAUUUCUAGUCUCAAAUCUCUACUACAGUCUUCUUCAGUAUGGUUGAGUUUGUCUUUAAACUUAAACUGCUUGAGUUUAAAACUCUUCUUAGUCGGUCGUCAUUGCAGAGUGAGUCUUUCCUAUGUGCUUUAACAAUUCAUAAUUUUAUUUUUUACACUUAAAGAUUUGUCACUAAAUAAAAGAAAACAUUCAUGGCGCUCUUACUAUAGAAAAGACACUGAAUCAGACAGUGGAUUUCUUAUCAAUCUAUGGAUUACAAAAAGAAUGAUUUCAGCUAAGUACAAUGGCACAACACUGAUACCUCACAUUGGGUAGGCUGAGAAAAGCUGGACUUCAAAAUACAAAGAAAUGUUUCCCUAUCAACCUUUUCAUGGAUAUUAAUAAAAAAUGUUCAACUAUCAGUUGUAACUGAUUUAAAAUUUUUAAUAGAUUUGAUACUUAGAAAGAAUGGUAUAUCUAUAAUUUUGGGAAGACACAUAAAUUAUACUUUUAUUCCUAAAGUUUCAUUAACCUAGAAGCUAUAUGUCCUAACAGUCCACUUAGGACUACUUUUAUCCUGGUGUUUUCCUCUCAGCCACAGAAUUAUAUCUUUUAUGAACAUAGGAAUUAAAACAUUUAAAAAUAUUAAUUGGGAUAUUCUAUGGCCGUACCCAGAGGAAAUAGUUGCAGCAGUGGAAAAAACAACCAUAUUUUGGCAGAUUGAAUACAUAACACAGACUUUGAAGAAGAUCAAGUAUUAAAAAAUACUAUUAUAAAACUGGGGAGCUAGCUUGACACUUGCACAGGGCUUCAGGUUCAAUCCCAAGUACUUCAGGAGGACAAAUAUGAAGCUACUAUAAUGGAAACAUAUUUCACAUACAUUUUUCAUGUACAUGUUUGGUUUUGAGAUUUUUUUAAAAUAAGAAAAAUGACUUUUUGACUGUUUUCAUGAAUGUAUCUGUGGAUCACAGUGAAAAUCAACUAAGUAGUAUUUCUUUCUUUAGGGCUUUGACAAUAUUAGAGCAUAUUAUACUAUCAGAAGUAUCAUUCAGAGAAGCAAAUGUAAAUGUUUUUUUUUCCUACUGAAAUGCAUUUAAAUGUUUACUUUAAGCUUAGGAUACUAAGCAAUUUGUAAGCACAUAAUGUAUAUCUGAGAGCACUUACUUUCUAAAAUGUGAGUUAAAAACAAACCCUGAAACAACAAUAACAACAAAAAGAAGGCACCUUCCUCACUCAACCAAGCUAAAAUUAGUUAGAAGAAAAUGAGAAUUGCAGUUGCCCUGGAGAAUAGGAAAAUUAACACAUGCAAAGAAAAUGUUAAAGGAAAAUUGGCCUGUUUAGAGAACCUGGGGGAUGUUUUAUUGUAAGGUCAACUAUCAACAGGACUUUUACACUGCAACUGUAAUCAGUGAUAGAAAUGUUUGUUACUAUUGGAGAUAAACGGCUCUGGCCCAGUCAUAUCCUGUGUUCAGUAUACAGUUAAUACCCAGACCUCAAAAGAUGACCAAGAGUUCAUUUUUGCAAAGACAGAAACAUCUACUUUUAAGGCCCUUAUAUUAGGCAGUCUUAUCAGUUUGUAAGAGAAGAGCUAAGUGGUAGAUAUAAACAGACACUGGAUGAUAAAAAUGACUAGCUUCCUUUGGGGGGGGGUCAGCCCCUGCUCUUAGCCUGGUUGUAAUCACCUUUGAAAGAAAUUCUAAAAUCUUUAUCUGCUGCCUUUUAUCCAUGAGGUAGUGAUAAAAUGCCAGGAAUGGUGUGACCUUAUAGUCAAUUUUCUUUUUAUUCAAAUUCCCAAAAUUAAAAAAAAGUAUUGUUCUUUGAAGAGUUACCAUUGCUGUGUAUCAAACUGAUAGUUAAUUUCUUUCUGAAGUUGUGUUAACCUUAACAGAUAUCACUGUGCCACGCCCGUCACCAAGCUAUGCUUUGUAAUACUCUAAUGAAAUAGCCUACUAACUUGUGAACCUGCAGUUGACAUAAACAAAUCUUUAUUAAGAACACAUUUGCCAAGGGGGAAAGAAAAAAGAAAUAUUUUCAUGUUGAUAUAAUUAUGAUUGUUUCAUUAAAUUGUAUACGGGGUAUAUAUUGUUCCUCAUUGAAAUUUUAUUUUGCAUUAACAUACUGAGUAAUCCCUUCUAGCAAUCCUGCAUCCCAUUUUACUGGUACUACCUCUGAAGCAUAUUAUCUCUUUAAAACCAUAUCAGAUUGUAAUGUGAAUUUUUGUAGAGUUUUUAUUUAAACUUUUAUAGAGUCAAUAA
Myodes glareolus (Bank vole) is the source of this 6318-nucleotide messenger RNA. RefSeq names its product highly divergent homeobox (gene Hdx). The record is from RefSeq and is a predicted model, not a curated record. Gene Ontology annotation, molecular function: RNA polymerase II cis-regulatory region sequence-specific DNA binding; DNA-binding transcription factor activity, RNA polymerase II-specific. Gene Ontology annotation, biological process: regulation of transcription by RNA polymerase II. NCBI's taxonomy places the organism in Eukaryota, Metazoa, Chordata, Mammalia, Rodentia, Cricetidae.